This is a messenger RNA of Protopterus annectens (West African lungfish), 4877 nucleotides long. RefSeq names its product peroxisomal biogenesis factor 6 (gene PEX6). Gene Ontology annotation, cellular component: cytosol; peroxisomal membrane. The transcript has 17 exons. Gene Ontology annotation, biological process: protein import into peroxisome matrix. Gene Ontology annotation, molecular function: ATP binding; ATP hydrolysis activity. The coding region runs from base 12 to 3767 and encodes 1251 amino acids. The record is from RefSeq and is a predicted model, not a curated record. Lineage: Eukaryota; Metazoa; Chordata; Ceratodontiformes; Protopteridae.
CGUGACAGCAGAUGGUUUGUCAGUAUUUCGUCUAUGGGAUUUGUCUAGCCAAAGUUCUUGUAAACUUACUUUCUUUCGGUUAUUAUUUAUGGCGUUUAUAUGUACAGGUGUUGGAAAUGGUAAUACUAGACUCUCACUGUACAUCAGUUAUGUCGGGAAAGCUGCGGUUGCAUUUGUGUCUUAGUUCUAGGUUGCCCUCUGAACUGCAUCCCUUACAGCUUGUAUUACAAAGUCCGUUGUCUAGCACUCAGUUUGCUUCUCACUCGGGAUGUCAACCCCAGUCUGUACAUUUGUGUCAUUUUGUAGAUUCAGAGAUCACAGAUAAUGCUCCAGACCCCUCAGGCUGGUUCUCUUCUAGUUCAAUACUAGCUGUCGAAAAUUAUAGUUGGAGAGGUGCCCUUCUGUUAGUAACACUUGCCACUGCACAUUCUUCAAAGCAAGAGGGCACCCAAAAGUGGGAUCAACGUUCUCUGUUAGAAGAGGGUCGACACACCGAAACAUUUGAAGAGGGGAAAGCAGCACCCUUCACCGAGGAGAAAGAAAGAAGGCCAGUAGAAAGCCUCCUAUGUAAGGAUGUAUACGGAGCUCCCAGGACAGAGAGGGAAGGAUAUGACAAUCUUAAUGACUUACGUGAACAAAUGGGACCUCAAGCAGCUGAGACAGGUGGCUUCACGGAGGAGGACAGACUGUUUCAGUUGCAUGGAAAUCGUCUCUUUUUUAAACAUUAUGGUUUCCAGCCAGAGGAGCAAGUACAGGCACAUGUAAUUAGGCAGCCAGUUUCACUGAGUAAGGUAGUCCUGGGUGCUAGGAGCAAGUCAAGUCUGCGCUGGGCUAGCUCAGAGACGUUUGCUAAUGGGCUACUAAUGCUGGCCUACCAGAAACAGUAUGUCUUGGCAAGGCAGGGUGAUGUGCUUAUUGCUUCUUACCAUCCGCUCUUUGGAGAUGAUAUUGCACAGGUGUUUCAUUAUCUUCUAGACUUAGUAGUGUUAGAAUGUCAACCUGUGCUGCAAGGGGUAUUGUCUGUUCACACUAAUGUGGUUGUUACUGAUUAUAGGGAGACUCCAUCCUACCCCCUUGCUGUCAGUGGUGACCUGCCAAAUUAUGGUCUCCGAUCCCUGCAGCCAGUAUAUGCAUCUGAUUUUGCUCAUUGUGCCAUUAGUCUUUCUAGUAGUAGCUCUUGCUUAUCUUGUGUAUCUGCACUCGACUUGCAACAGCCAAUCAGUCAUAUUAACCUUAGAGGAUUUCUUCAAGCCCUGGAGUGCAGAGUUGAAGUGAGAGUGACAAAUGUUGCCGGUUUGUUAAAUCAGAAUCAAAUUAAUGUGCACGGAGAGCUGGUGACCCAGUUGGCUCUUGAUAUUGACUCCUGCUUGUUUGUAAGCAAGAACACCUUGUUGAAACUAGGUCUGUUUAAUCUUGAAUGGGUGUCCCUUGCUAUACAUACUUCAUCUCUGGAAAAGGUGAAGCUGGCAAGGACUACAUCUUUUCAAGUAUCUCAGCACAGUGAAGAAAGCAAAGAAGAAGAUGUAAAGGGAAACCUUACCAGCUGGCGUUUGGCUAAGAUUGUUGUUCUAGAAUUUCCAAGAGGCCAAGAUUUAGACUUUCCAGAUCAUGUUGGAUUGGUAUCUUCUGCAUUUUGGUUCAACAUCUCUAGGGCUGCUCCUAUUCCUACCAUGAGUCGGACACUUAAACUUAAGAGGUGCUAUGACUGUAAUCCCUCCAUGCAGAAGCUGAAUAAAUGUAGUGCAUCACAGCUGUCUACACCACCAGCUGCUAGAGAACUGCAUAUUGAUGUUGUGGUUUCACCUGACUACAGCGUCAACAGUAACUACAAUCGAAUAUUAGUUAACCAUUUUAAAGUCCCCAGGUUGGUAUAUGUAGGCGAUGUGCUGUGUGUUUCAACUGUAGGGCAUGCUGAGUUCUUGGAAGGUGGCACGUUUGGUAUUUUGAGAUGGCCUGUGCUGUAUUUCAAGGUGAAGAAGAUCUCUGGGUUUGAGGAAGGUGAGGUUAAUGCUGGCUUUGUGGCGGACACUCUGCAUACAUCUGUGUAUCUGGUUGCAACCGUUAACAGCUAUGUGCCCACCUGUCAUCCAAACAGUGGACAUGCAUUCUGGAAUAGCUGGUCACCACCUGGUCUCUCUAAUGUUGUUGAAAAGCUUCAUGAGAUCAUUUACCCAUACCUGCACCACACACGAGACUCCAGUUUAACAGUUCCAUGUAGUAUUCUUAUUCAAGGACCCUCAGGCAGUGGAAAAAAAUCAGCAGUUCAGGUUGUAUGUAACAAACUAAAUCUGCACAUCCUGAAGGUUGACUGUGUCAGUUUAUGUGGAGAUACCAGUGCCAUUACUGAGGUAAAGCUCCAAGGAACAUUUUUAGAGGCAGAGCUUGUUAAACCUUGUGUUUUGCUGAUGAGCAACAUACAGCUUCUAGGACGGGACCGAGAUGGAGCUUCAGAAGAUCCAAGGGCAGUUUCUGCUUUUCGUCACCUCAUAACGAAAAUGCCUAAAAAUUCCAGUGGCUAUCCUGUAGUAGUUAUUGGCACAGCCAGUGGUCACAGAGAACUGCUGGUAGAUGUGCAGACUGCCUUCCUUCAUGAGGUUACAGUGGACACACCAAUGGAAGAACAAAGAAGAGCAAUGUUGGGGGCACUUACGUCCACUAUUCCACUUGGCAAAGAUGUGAAUUUGAACAAGUUGGCUAAACACACUGCUGGUUUUGUCUUGGGUGAUUAUUGUACACUACUUUCUUACACGGCUAGAGCUGCCUGUUCAAGGGUGCUGAAGCACUGUUUUGCAGGCGUUAUCACUGACCAGGGUGAGAGAGACAUUUGUGCUGCUGGAAUCCCUCUUCUGUCUGAAGACUUCUCCCUGGCUUUAGAGCAGCUACAUCACGUGAAUUCACAAGCUAUAGGAGCCCCAAAGAUCCCAACUGUACAUUGGAGUGAUGUUGGGGGUCUCCAGGAUGUAAAAAAAGAGAUUCUUGAUACAAUACAGUUACCUUUGGAACAUCCAGAAAUGCUAUCUGUUGGGCUUCGACGAUCAGGUUUGUUACUUUAUGGACCUCCAGGGACUGGAAAAACCCUUCUGGCCAAAGCAGUAGCCACAGAGUGCUCCAUGACAUUUUUGAGUGUGAAGGGACCAGAACUCAUCAACAUGUAUGUAGGACAAAGUGAACAAAAUGUGAGAGAAGUGUUCUCUAAGGCUAGAGCUGCUGCUCCCUGCAUAAUCUUUUUUGAUGAGUUGGACUCAUUGGCGCCAAACAGAGGUCGAAGUGGAGAUUCCGGUGGAGUUAUGGACAGGGUGGUUUCCCAGCUUCUGGCUGAACUUGAUGGACUUCACAGCAGUAAGGACGUCUUUGUUAUUGGUGCCACCAACCGUCCAGAUCUGCUAGAUCCUGCACUUCUACGACCGGGCAGGUUUGACCGGCUUCUGUAUGUUGGGCUUAGUGAAGACCGGGAAUCGCAGCUGAAGGUCCUGAAGGCAAUUACCAGAAAGUUUAAACUUGACCAAGCUGUGUCUCUCACUGAUGUUAUACAGAAGUGCCCUGCACAGUUGACAGGAGCAGACAUGUACGCACUGUGCUCUGAUGCUCGAAUAUUGGCAAUAAAAAGGAAAAUUGGAAGGAUCCAUGAUGGUCUGGAUACAGAAGAGUCAGAGCUAAUAUUGACAACUGAUGAUUUUCUACAAGCUGCAGAAAAGCUUCAACCUUCCGUCUCAGAGCAAGAGCUUCUGAAUUAUAGAGUCCUUAAACAGAAAUUUUCUUCUAGGUGACAUGGUCUUGGUUUCGUGACAGUGUUACCUGCUGUGCAUCAUCCAUCCAUCGAGCUGGAGUUCUGUGCUGUGCAUACCACAUUCAUGGGGUAAUAUCCUUGACCCUCUAGCACUUGCCUGGCUAACUGAAUGGCACUACUGCAGAACAGAGUAUAUACAACUGACGGUAUCCUGUAGAGAAGUGUUAAAGGUUCUUUACAAGGUGGCAGAACUCCUAAAAGUUGUUCUUUUUUUUUUUCUUUUACAGUGUAAUACACCUGUCUGUUGCACAGUCUCUGCAUCUGAACUUGAUUUUAUCACUUUGUAUAUUGUAGUUGACUUGAGUGGACAUCCUUUAUCCUGUUGUAGAACAAGUCAUUUUCCUAGAAGGACAAAUAGUCGUAGUUGAAUUGUAUCCUUUUAAGAUAAAGAAAACAGUGGUGACUCUUCUUGCUUGACAAGUACUAACAUUUUUUAUUUAAACAUGCCUUCUAGAUUAUCUGACGUCUAGCAACAGUGGAAUUUACUGAAGAAACAGCUAAUCUUAAAUUUCCAUUAUGCAGUCAUUUUGCAACCUCCUUUAAGGAUGGGUGGGUGAAAUUAAUAUGUAUAAUAUAUUUUAUUUUGAUAACCAAAUCCUUGUCAAAUUUUUCACUAGUGUCACAUUGUAAUGGGUAUCAUUUUCAGUUUCAAGAAGUGAGGUUGCUAGUCUAAACUAUGCUAGAAAUGCACAGAAACCUGUUUUUUUUCCUCUCUACAAAAUAUCAGGCAAAAGGAAGUGAUAUAUAUUCUCUCAGUUGGGUAGAUCAGUCUAGAGUGAUUAACUUACAAUUCUUUUGUUAAUCUUGUUUCUUGAGCAGUAGUAUAUGAGGUCAUGUGAAGCACUGUGAUAAUAAGAGGAUUGGGAAAAUACCUUAGAGGUGCUCUUAAUGAAUGCAUUUCUGAAGAAUCCAGUGAAGGAGAAUUCCCAUAAUAUUAACCACUUUUGAUACAGCGAUCUUCUGUGAUAAUAAUGAAGUGUUGCUUCACUGUCCAUGGUCAUUUUGUCUAAAACGAGAUGCAAAUGUCUGUAUCCUUAAUAACAGGUGUGGAUGUAAUGUGUGACGACCAAAUAAUGCUCACAAAUAUUAA